This is a messenger RNA of Ceratosolen solmsi marchali, 3973 nucleotides long. It is a transcript of the gene Prp39, whose product is annotated as pre-mRNA processing factor 39. Gene Ontology annotation, cellular component: commitment complex; U1 snRNP; U2-type prespliceosome. Gene Ontology annotation, molecular function: pre-mRNA 5'-splice site binding; protein binding. The record is from RefSeq and is a predicted model, not a curated record. The transcript is spliced from 14 exons. Lineage: Eukaryota; Metazoa; Arthropoda; Insecta; Hymenoptera; Agaonidae. Bases 116 to 3445 code for a protein of 1109 amino acids. Gene Ontology annotation, biological process: RNA processing; mRNA 5'-splice site recognition.
CAUAGAAACUGGAACCACCCCACCAGUGAGUCUCUGGUCAUGAGCGCUACGGCAGUGUCUGAAGUGAGGCAGUGCAAGCAGCGCGCAUUUUAGACGUUGCCAGCGAUACGAAAAGAUGUCGUCCUUGAGCGGUGACGAGAACAGCGAGAUCGUCGAAAACGAACCAGUGAGACGUACAAGAUCCGGACGAACUGUUAAAUCUAUUGCUACCUUGGUGGUCCACAAGAAAACGCCGGUAAAAAUAUCUUCAACUAGAGUUACUCGUGCCACGAGGACUAUUCAAGAGAUAGAAGAGGAAAGUAUACCUUUUGAAGAAGAUGAAAGUGGACUACCUGAAAAUGGAGUCCAGCGAGAACCUAUUGAUGAAGAAUGUGAUAGUCCAGCAAUUCAGUUACAUUUGGAUGAUACUCAUGAACAAACUGAAGAGCAAAUAAUUGAGAAUCAAGAUGAAAAUAUCAAUCUACAUCAAGAAUUUUAUGAUAAUAUGGAAGAACUUAAUAAGAACGAAGAUGAAAUUAUUGAAACAGAGGGUAUGAUAAUGCAAGAAAGUGAGUUUGAAACAGAAAAUAUACCUGAAUUUGAUCCUGAUGAAAUGAGUGAAGAAGGAAAUAUAGCAGAACUAGAAACUCUAGCUUCAGUUCGUAAUCGCAGAAAUGAAAUACCAUCUAAUAGAAAUAAAAUUAAUAUUUUAAGAGUUAAAGAUUCAUCCCAAAUGAUGGAAGAUCAAAUAGAAAGUCAGUGUAUUCUUGUAGAAGAUGAUACAAAUCAACACUUUGAUAUAGAUGAUGUAGAACAAAAUAGAAUUGAUGGUACUGAAGAAUCCGAAUUUGAUAGAAAUGAAGAUUGUGAUACAAUGAAUCAAGAGACUGAUGUGUUGCAAAAUAUCUAUUCUAUGGAAGAUAGUGAAGUAAUAAUUGAUAAUGAAAAAUUUCCAAAUGAAGAAAUAGAAUUUAUUUCUGAAAAUAUUGAAAAUGAUGUAAAUAAUUUUUCAAAGCAACCAAAUCAAGAAGAAAAUUAUAGUCAAUUGGGUAAUAUAGAACCACAAGAAGUUAUAGAAAUAAGUGAUCAUGAUAGUGAAAUAGUAUUAAAAAAAGUUGAACCUGAUACAGAAGCUGUUUCUGAAGAUGAACUGCCAACCGAAGCUACUACCAAGCAUGAUAAUCACGAAUAUGAAGAUGUAGAAGAAGUAUCAGAAGGUGAAUUUUUUCCCAAUGAGACAAUAUUUCAGGAACCAGAAACUGAAGCUGUCUCUGAUGAAGAAUUACCUGCAGCACAGCCAGCUGAUCUUGGAGAAACUGAGUCGGUUUCUGAAGAUGAACUACCUCUUGAAAGUGAGAAAAAGAGAAAAGGAAAUAAAACUAACAAAAAUCUUGAAAAAAAAAUUAAAUCUAAUGUACAAAGUAAACGUAAAAGAACUGCUGAAGGUGAAUAUGAUCCCAGUUCACCAACAUCAGAAAAUAAUGACGAAACUCCUGCCAAAAAAAUAGCUAUAUCGGAUAUUAAUUCAAAUGAAAAAUCAGAAGUGAAACCUGCUUCACCAAAAAAGAAAACUUUACCAGAGUUAGAAAAAUAUUGGAAAGCAGUUAAUGAUGAUCCCACAGAUUUUACAGGGUGGACAUAUCUUUUACAAUAUGUAGACCAAGAGAAUGAUGCAGAAGCAGCUCGCGAAGCUUAUAAUAAAUUUCUACAGCGAUAUCCGUAUUGUUACGGAUACUGGCGCAAGUAUGCCGAUUACGAGAAGAAAAAGGGUGAUCCUGAGCGAGUUCAAACGGUCUUCGAUCAAGGUUUGAAUUCCAUUUCUCUCAGUGUCGACUUAUGGCUUCAUUAUAUCAAUCACUGUAAAAUAGUUUACGAAAAUGAAGAGGAAAAUAUGAGAGAGCAGUAUGAAAGAGCCAUCCAAGCUUGUGGUCUUGAAUUCCGGUCUGACAGGUUGUGGGAGAGCUACAUAAAAUGGGAAACUGAGAAUAAGCGUUUCAACAAAGUUAUGGGUAUCUACGACAGGCUGUUGAAUACACCAACUCUAGGAUAUAUGUCACACUUUGAAACAUUUCAGGAGUUUGUAACAUCUAAUAGUCCAAAUCGUAUCCUAAGUGUUGAUGAUUUUUUAUCGUUACGUGCUGAAGUGAAAGCCAUUCUAAAAUCGGAAGAAGGUUCUGCAGGCACGGAUGAUGCCCCACCAGGUGAGGAUUUACCCCCAAGUGAAGUUUCACCUACAGAUGAGGAAACUCGUGCUAUUCGUGAGAAAAUAAUUAGUAGCCGAAGAAAAAUGCACAAAACCAAUGUCAAUGCUGUAGCUGCAAGGUGGACCUUUGAAGAAGGAAUUAAAAGGCCCUACUUUCAUGUGAAACCUUUGGAAAGGUGUCAAUUAAAGAAUUGGAAAGAAUACUUAGAUUAUGAAAUCGAACAAAAAGAUCAAGGUCGAAUAAUUAUUUUAUUCGAAAGAUGCUUAAUUGCAUGUGCAUUAUAUGAUGAAUUUUGGAUGAGGUUCGUAAGAUACUUGGAAUCAUUAAAAGGAGAUAAUAUUGAUAAAAUUCGUGAUGUGUAUACAAGAGCAUGUACUGUUCAUCAUCCGAAAAAACCAAAUUUACACUUACAGUGGGCAACGUUCGAAGAAAGUAUGAGUAAUUUUGACAAAGCCGCCAGUAUUCUUGAAAACAUUGAUGGUAUUAUUCCAAACAUGUUACAAAUAGCAUAUCGCAGAAUAAAUCUAGAGCGUAGAAGAAACGACUUAGAUAAAUCCUGUGCUCUUUAUGAAUCUUAUAUUACAAACAGUAAAAAUAGGACAAUUGCAAAUAAUAUAGUUGUAAAAUAUGCUAGAUUUUUAUGUAAAAUUAAAAAUGACACAGAUAAAGCUGUCAAAGUUUUAUUAAAGGCAACUGAAAAAGAUAAGGAUAAUCCUAGGUUGUAUCUACAAUUAAUAGAUCUUGGUCUCCAAAGAAAUCCUAUUGACACUGAUGAAGUUAUUAGUUAUAUGGAUUUAUUCAUUGAUCGUGAACAUGCUGAUGCAGAACAACGAGUUUUGUUCGCCCAGCGUAAAGUCGAGUUCCUUGAAGAUUUUAGUGAUGAUAUUCGGCAAGUUUUAAAGGCUCAUGAACAAUUUCAAAAGUGUAUAAAACAAGCUAAAGAAAGAAAGAAGACGAAAGGUGAUGACAGUAAAAAUGAUGCGACACCACCAAAGAAAACCAAGACGGAUCCAUCGAGUACACCUCAAGCCCAAGUUGGCUCUCAAUCUUACCAAUACAGCAGCAGCACAACUCCUUAUCAAUCUCAACAACAAUUUCAGAGUAGUCAAUAUGGAAGUCAAAGUGGCUACCAGCAAGGCUAUCAACAAUAUGCACCACCGACAGAUCCUAAUUAUGCCAACUACCAAAAUUGGCAAUAUGGUCAAAGUGGUCCCCAAGCAUAUGCUCCAUAUAAUCAGUGGGGAUCUUACAAUUAUUACUAAGAUCACCGGGAAUGCUGAUCGUGUAGAUCUGAGAGUAAUGUUUCGUUAAUCAUAUAUUGUACAUUUUCGCCGACUCUGAUUACGCAGAGUUUUUUCUAAUUCCAAAAAACGAAGUUUUGCUGACGUAUGUGCAUUUACGUUGUCCGAAAGUUUGUUACGUGAUUCUCUCGAUCUCGGAUCAAUACUCUCAAACUCGAUGUCGAUGCCAUCACUGUAUAUUUGCGAUUUAUCCUUAAACGUUUAUUAAAUAUAAUGUGUACAUUUAUUUUUUCUUCCGACUGAUCGGUUUUAUAACCGCAUUUGUUCCCUUUUUCUUUUUUCUUCCAUCUAUUCUUUACAUUUUUAAGUAACAAUUUCGUUUCAUUUAUUAUUUUCAUUCUUCGAUUUGUUACUGAUUAGAAACAAACAUAUUCGAUGCCGUUCUUACAUUCGACGUCGUUGAGCUCGAGAAACUAAUAACCCUUUGAAUGACGAGAAAAAAGAAAACGUCCGUCUUUGCAGAUCCUACAUUAUUACGCAUGUGACACA